Caenorhabditis sp. 36 PRJEB53466 is the source of this 3250-nucleotide messenger RNA. The record is from the annotation of a GenBank genome assembly. Lineage: Eukaryota; Metazoa; Nematoda; Chromadorea; Rhabditida; Rhabditidae.
AUGCGACCUCUUGUCGCCAUAUUUCUACUCCUGUUGUGCUAUCUGACUAGCCAGUCCACAGCCGCCAUCGCCAACUGUCCCGACUUGGACGUGCUCGAGAAUCAGUCCGAUCUCUCCCAAGACGAUCUCAACAACCUGAUCUUAUGCUUUUGCAAAGUGAGUCAUUCCCAGCACCGCAAUCUUUUUUCUUUUGUAAAGUGAAUCACUCAUCAUUAUUGCCUUUCAGCCCGAACAGAAUGACAAAGUUGCAAUUUCCUGUCUGUACGGCUCCAAUUUGGAUCAUUUGAUAAAGGCAACGGAAGCAGUGAAGAAUGCAAGUCUCUCAACAUCCUCAGUAAGUGUUCGAGGGACUUCAUUUUCCAGAAACCAUUUUCAGAUCAGCAUUCAACAUAUGGAAUUCCCCGAUAGUGGACUUCCCGAAUUUGGAAAGAUCGCUCCCGAACUGGAGAGUCUGGACAUCAGAGAGUGUACUGGCCAGGAUGAGCUGAAUGUCGGAGAAGACAGUUUCAAAGGACUUGAGCAGACGCUUCGUAAUCUGACUAUCCACUCUUGCAACCUUCAGGCAAGGGGAGAGUCCCCAGUACCCAAUAAUUUCAAGACAAUUUCAGACAAUUCCCAAGUCGAUCGAUGCCCUCGAGAAUCUUGAAACGAUGGCUUUUUCGAGCAACAAGCUUGACACUCUCGGAGUGGAUCAAUUCAAAAACAAGAAGCAGGUGAGUUGGUUUCCUUGUUUCCUGCAUAUUCUUCACGCAUCAAGCAAUUCAUCCGCUAAUGACAUUCUCGUGUCUGAUGUACUUCUCUAUUCUGCGCACUCGACAAAAAUCGCAUUUGUGUCCUUUUCGCCACGUUAUUACACCCCCGUCGGCGUGCUCUUUUCAAAGAAGAAGACGGCAUGUGGAAUAAAAGAGCAAAGAGAGCAGCAAUGAGCCGUGAGACAUAGUACGAACCGCACCGAACUGCCGCUUUCUGAAAGACACGUUUUAUGCGUCGGUGUUUCCUACCGCCCGCCAAUUAUUGUUUCUUCGGCAGGGCCGAUGACGUUACAAACUUGUCUCCGGCUUCUUCGCCUCGCUCGUUUUUAUGUACUUCACACUCGCUUCGCACAGAAAUCAAACACAUAGAAUGACGACGAAACCGUCUCGUAAUGGGGAACGAAUGUAUAUCUUUUUGCAGUUGGCAUAUCUCGAUGUGUCUGGAAACUUCAUAACAUCCAUCGAGGAGAAGGCGUUCGAACCGCUUACGUCUCUCGAGACACUCGUCAUUGGAGAACACAACUUUGUCAAUGACACGGUUAUUGAGGAAAUCGGUCGUCUGAAGGCACUCAAGGUGUGUCACAUGGGUCAUCUUCAGAAGGAUGUACUUAUUAGUUCAGACUCUCGAUUUGUCACGUGCCGAUGGGGUAUUCGAACCACCAGAGGCUUUGUUCAAGGAAAUCCCACAAAUCGAAGUGCUCAAACUCUCCGGAUGCUCGAUUCCUUCUUUGGAACCCGGACAGUUUGCCACUUUGAAGAAGCUGCGAGAGCUCGAUCUUCGAGUCAAUCUGAUCGAAAACAUCACCGCUUAUUCAUUCGAUGGACUUGAAAGCCUAUCCAGACUGUCUCUCGCCGGCAACUUCAUCUCGUUAGUUUUUCGUUGUUAUUUUUCCUUUGACAAAUAUUUUCUAGUAAGCUUGAGCCGGACGUGUUCUUUGGUUUGUCAAGCCUCGAGGACCUCGAUUUGGGAUGGAACGAGAUCAAAACAAUUCCAUCUGACGUUUUCAAGCCUCUUACUGAAAAGUUGACAGUGUUCAGUCUACGAAACAACCCAAUUGCUCAGCUCCCCGAAACUGGGCUUACGGCUCUUCAAAAGUUAUCUCUGGCUGAGUGCGGAUUUACUACCAUUACGGCUGAUCAGCUGAAGGACUAUCCGAAACUAGAAGAAUUGGAUCUUUCCAAGUGCAACAUCUCAAAGAUCGAAGAAAAUACAUUCACAAACCAAAAUGCCACUCUCAAGAAGUUGAGUCUUCAGAAAAACAAGCUGAAAUCCCUUCCGAAUGUAUGUCUCUCGUACUAUUAGCUGUGAGAAAAAAAUAUUCUGUUUCAGCUGCUCAAGAACCUUCCGGCUGUUGAAACGCUCGACAUUUCAUCGAAUCCAUUCCUUUGCGACGGAGAACUUGCCCAUUGUAAGUGUUCCAUUUCAAUUUACAAUAACCCUAAGUUAUCACUUCAGUUGUAUUCGGAGUAGAGGACCGUGUGAAGCAAACCGAGGAGAAUGGAAACUCGUUCUUCAUAACGAAUGCUAACGAAACGCUUUGCGAUCGUCCGUACACUCUACGUGGAGAGCAAAUUCUCCAAGUUGAAACUGAGAAGUUGCAACCAUAUGAUGAGAAGGCCGACACCACAACCGCACCAACAACUACCACGACAUCUGCGGUCGAAGAAACGACGACUGAGUUCAAGAUUGUGAGUUGUGAUGGGUUGAUGAACUUGGACAAUGCUCUGCUUUUCAGCCAGAUAUUCUCGUGGGCAGCAAAACUAACGACACUUUGUUCAAGGAGGAGCCACGUCGCGACGUGUACGACCUCUCGAAAACGGACGAUGCGAAGGGUGUCUACAACCAAAAAGGUGAGUUGGUCAACGAUAACAAUACGAAUAUGAGCAAACCUGGGCGCAUUCGCCAGUUUGUUUAUGGCAUCGGACCCCCGGAAAGAGAGAGAGAGAGAGCGGAUUUCUACUCGCAAGCGAUAGCAUCCGCUUCCAAUCAAAGAGUGACAAGUUGGUCGGCGAGCUGCCAGAUUGGCCGCCCUUCUUCGCUUUUCUUCCCUCUGUCACAUAAACAUUGUGUUGUGUGACUCACUCCUCCUCCAUCUCUUUCCCAACCAUUCUUAUUCUUUUCUCACAUCUUUUUCUUUUUCAAAACGCACGCGACACCAUGGAUGGUAAGUUGGGUUUCUCUCGGAAUUCUUUGAAUUCUUUCUUUCGCAAAUCCUAUGGUUUAGGCACAUACGCUGUUCCAAUCACUAUCGGAGCAAUUGCUCUCGUCUCCGCAAUUAUCAUUGUUGCUGUCGUUCUUUUUCUCAAGGUAUUCAGAAGAAGAUUUACAUGGUUUCGCAAUAGUUAAUCUAUUUCAGAAGAAUCGUAAAGUGAGCACUGAGAAGACGGACGGGAAAGGAAAGGCGACAAAGGAGAAGGCGGCGAAGUUGGAGGACGGAAUGGUCGAGAUCGAACUGGAUUCGCAGCCGGGAACUCAACAUGCCACGCCUCGCAGAUGA